CCUCUCACUUUUCUCUGCUUAUGUAUUAUACACCAAACCCUUUGUUGUCCACUCUUAUCCCUUCCAUUUUAUUUGAGAACGUGAGGAAAAAAAAAAAAAAAAAAGAAAGCCUAAUUAAUUUUCUGUGGGAGAUAUUAUUUAUCGCUCUGAAAAAGAGAAAGCCUCCUUCGCUCUUUCUCCUCUGCCACACGGGAUUCGAUCUUUGCUUUUGUGGAAACCGAUUUGAUUCUUUGUUUUCGUAGGGUUUCGAAUUGAAGAUUGUCAAAUUAAAGAAAGAAAAUUUAAAAGAAAAUUAUCCAAUCUAUAGCAGCGAAUUUCUCUUUGUGAUUGUUAAACGAAUUAUUUCACCGGAUUUUGCCAAAUUUCUUGAAGGAAUUUCUUAUUCGCUAGCUAUGGCUGACCCUAGAAAUCACUAUUCAUACGGUAACGAUGACAAGGACGACAGAGCUUUUGAUCAUUCUGACGGUCAGGAUUUCGAUGAUUCGUCGUCCUCGAAAAGCGUUGAGCAAUCCGGUGCCGGAUCUACGUCGAGGAGUGAGAUUGGGCUUGAGGAGCGAUUGACGGAGAUUUUCGUAGAUGAAGGAGACGGAGAUCUGUUGCUUCAGAACAGCAAUCGAGAAGACAUGGUUCUACAAUGGCUUCAGGCGCUUGAUAUGCAGGUAAUGGGCGCGUGUCGUUCAGAUGAGAGGUUGAAGCCCCUGUUGAAGAUGAACGCUUCCAACGGCGUCGCCGAAGAUAGCCUUCUGGCUCAUUUAAGCCAGCAUUUUGAGCCUGUGGAAGUUGGUAUGCUAGCUAGGUGCUUCUGUAUACCCCUUGUUUCCAUUCGUGUUGGAAAGAUCAACAAGCAAGGGACGCUGUUGUGCCCUGCAGCUACAAGGGGAAAUUUGAACCUUACGGUCUUGCCAACAUCUAGCUUACGCCUCUCUUUCAUUGGAGAUGAUGGUCUCAAUGAGAGGCUAUGUACUGUUGGUUGCAAAUCCCAGUGUUCUAUAGCAGUCAGUGACAUACCAGAAGAUGAUUCUGGCCGAUCUUUCCUUAUAGAAGUCCCGGAUGGCCAGGUUUUUUACUUUUGGUGCUCUGAGAAAUCGAAGCUCUUGGGGAUUGAAUUGCUUGCGAAGAUGAAGGAUCUACUUAUGAGGAAACCCUCUAUUGCUGAAUUAACUGGAAUCAGUGAGUCGCGGCUUGGCUGCUUUGCAACCCACCUUCGUGCCUAUCUUGUGGGAUCGACUUUAGGUUUGACCUCAUCAAGAUCAGGAGGCUCACAUGAGAUCUUGGGUGCCACAAAUGAACAUUCUGAUACGGCACAAGAGGGACAAAUCUUUUCCACAUCAUCAAAAUCUCUUCGUUCCAGACACACCGGCAGUCAGACAUUGAGGACAAAUUCAUCAUUUCAGGGCAGCCUGAGUCCAAGAUCAAGUUCCUUUAAAGAAGGUCUGCCCAGAAGCAUUUCUUCUUUAAGAACUGCAGCUAGAGAUAAGUUGCGGAGGCGUGGAGACAGCCAUUUUUCAGCUGUUGAUAACCUAACCAUUGCAUCACCAGUUACAGCUGAUUCUUCUUCAAAUCACUUUGACAAUGACAAACUUCCUGAAAUUAUCCGAAGUUGCUCAUUGUCUUCGUCCUGUUUUCUGGAUUCAUUAGGAAAAUUGGCUGCUCCACCUACUAUGGGCCCAGCAACUCAAUUACCUUACAUAGGUACUCCUCUUUUAUCUCCCUACUAUUGUUUUUGCCCUCCGGGUGCAUCAACAUUACAAGGCUCAGCAGAAUCUUCACAGCAUCCUAGCUCAGGAAUUGAAUCAACUUUGCUUCCACCACUUGCUUCUUUAUUACCAUCUACAAUGCCCUCCAGCUUGUUGACUCAAACACCACCUUUUAAUUUGGUCGAUUCUCCCUCUGUGGAUUUCCCUGCGUUUAUGCCGGACCCAUUGGUCCGAUUGCCAAGGCCAACUUCUCAGCAGAUCCCAACCUUCACACCUCUCAUGUGUGAUCCAAUUGUCCACAUUCCAGUUAUUGAUGUUUGUUCUUCAGGUCAAGGUUAUCUGGUGAGUGCUGGCCCCACUAUUUCAACCACCAUCCCGCCACUGCAUCCAAAACUUGUGAGCCCAUUAAUUCCUAAAACUGAUUCAGUGGUGGAGAAGAGUGCAAGAGAGACUCUGCGCUUGCUCAUCAGUGGUUCAAGCCAGACUAGCUCGCCACUGUUGGAUGUGUUGCCUGCUGUUCUGACAAAUGCUGAUGACAAUUCUAGUAUGUUUGUUACUGGAAGCCGGGGUCUAUACAGUGGAACAAGAGAUGUUGAUGUUAUUGCAAGCAGCAUUGCAGCAAUGGGUCUGGUUUCUCUGUCAGGAAGGUCAGAUUGCGAAACUGUUCUAAGAACCACUUGUAGCGGCCAUGACAGUCUUAAUGUGCAAGAAGAUGGAUCUAGCAUUGCAGGUGAAUGUUGUUCGGACUAUGACGAUGAUGUUACUCUUUGUUCUGUCAGGAGGGAUGAGAGGGUUGAUCAAUAAGAAAUGGUUUCUCUCAGUUUGUUGUCUAUUUGUAGAUGUCAGUUUUUUUGGUUAUAUAGAUGUAGGUAUAAUUUGCCCGUAGCUUUUGGUCCUUCGAAGUGUAAUUAGUGCUGAUCCCACCAUUGGUUGGGCUGUGUUCCAUAUUGUUCCUUUGAUGUACGUCUUCUGGAUUAUAAUGUGAAUGGGUUUAUGACGAUAGUUUUCUAAUUUUUCUUA
Ziziphus jujuba (common jujube) is the source of this 2717-nucleotide messenger RNA. RefSeq lists its product as uncharacterized. NCBI's taxonomy places the organism in Eukaryota, Viridiplantae, Streptophyta, Magnoliopsida, Rosales, Rhamnaceae. The record is from RefSeq and is a predicted model, not a curated record. Bases 393 to 2501 code for a protein of 702 amino acids. The transcript is spliced from 4 exons.